UAGUUGCUUAAAGAAGAAUAUAAUCACUCGUUGGUAUAAAAAAUAGUUGAUUGUGACUUGUGAGGUCCUUGAAGACAUCGUACGUCUAAUGUUAUGAGCACGAAGGCGAAGAGAUGAUCACGCGCUUGUACGGUUAUCAUACGGCACCAAAUUGCAGGGUGGUUUAGUCGACGUUAAGUGUGGGUGGGACUUCCGUAUAACACAGAUCCAGCCGCCCACAGCUGUAACACAAUACUGGAAUCACUGUAUGUUGUCAGGAAAUCAACCGUGAUUCUGAUGAUGGCCAGGUUCCCGCGACGCCUUGAUGCGUGCUUUGUUGAUAUAGUGUCUGGUUUCAUGAAAACAAACAGCUUUGCUGGGUCUUUCGUAGCAGCCGCCGAUGCCCAGUUAAGACACAGAUAUUUCGAUACUACAAUUCUCAUGGCCGCUGCUUAUAAUUAUCAGAACACCGAAUGAAUGCUGUUAUUUUAAAGCAUUUGUUUAUGAUAAUUUAAGGUAGAGCCGUUCAACAUGUCGGAGAUUGUUCCGACCCAUGUUGCCACCUUCGCCAGCGCAUGGAAUCUGGCCGUGUAUAAUCCGCUCAAUUCGACAUGGGACGUCGGCGAUCUGGGGAACUCAAGUGCCAAGGUGGUAUACGUAUCGGCAUACCCGCACGCGCCGUAUAUAAUCGGUGAACACAACGCCACCUCCGCGCUAACCGGCAUUUUCCUCAGUUCCCUGGACGCCUCGUGCCGUGCACUACACUACCGCUGCCGAAUUUUCCACGCGCACUACAUCUCCACGGCCAACGACAGCCGCAACGGCGUCUUCGGUGACCUAUACUACCAGCGCGCCGAUAUCGCUCUGGCCGCUUUAACCAUGAAUCCCAGCCGCACCCAGACGGCCGACAUGAUCCCCUCGCCCUUCUACCGGCAGUACCAGGUCAUCGUGCAUGAGCGGCAUGCGUUCAUCCAGCGUUCCACGUCUAUUUUUGCCUCAUUGUCGCGUUUGUUUGACCCGCUGGUGUGGCUGCUGAUGGGGGUUAUGUUUGUCGUGGUGCUCCUUUUGCUCAUCCUGAUGGGUAUUGCUUCCGGUCGGUUGUUUGGACCGCGACGGCGCUGGCGCCGCGAUGUGCAGAUGUGGUCGUUCAAGAUGCUGGAAGCGGUGCUCGGGUUCGGGGGCGUGGAAAUGCCGCACUGGUACCGCUGGUUAAUGGCGCAUUCCUUCGUCACGAUGAUCUGGAUGCUAUGGACCGUCAUCAUUAUCGGCAUCAUAUCGUCCCAGUUGCUGUCCAUCCUGGCCGCCGGACGUAUACGCCGGCUGCCCUUUAACUCGCUCAUCCAGCUGCUGGAGUCCAAUUUCACGGUUUACGGCACCGGCAAUAUGAAACUGACUUUUAGCCUUGAUCCCAAACAAAGUAUGCUGCAGUUGAGCCAACGGUUGAUCCCCAUCCAAGUGGAUCCCGCGGCCUAUAUUGCGUUUGUUGUCGACGUCCUCACCCGCCAACAGGCGGCGGUCAUUAUUUCCCAAGAUGACCACGUCGAUUUAGCCCAGCACUCCUGCCAUAUCCUCAUCGCGCUCGACGGCAUCACUCCGCAUCCCAUUAGCGCCUUCAUCUUCCCCUUUGGUUCCCCAUUGAAAGCAGUUUUCGAGCAAAAGUACGAUAUUUUGAGGGAAACCGGUAUUCCACAGCAAGAUGAGCGUUUCUUCAGCCAAUUAUACCGCACACCGGGUAUCCAGCGAUGCUUGCCGACUGCACUGCCCACACAAACCACGGCGGCCUUCCGUCCGCUCGGCUGGGAGGAUGUCCGACCCAUUGCCGGCGCCACACUAUUCACCGUCUGCUUCAAUCUCUUAAUCUUCGCUGCAGAAGUUAUUCACUAUAAACUCUGCUACUGGCGACGACAUCCUUAAUUAUCCAUGUACAGCUGAAAUCAUUUAUUCAUUGUUCCUUUCUGCUUGGAAAAUCAGUGUCACGGUUGAUGCCAUUGUCCUAGUUACUCGGGAAACAAGUCAGCGAUACGACGAUGCAACUUAAAAACCGGCUUAACACAGCAAAAAUCAUUAAAA
Messenger RNA from Paramacrobiotus metropolitanus, 2049 nucleotides. Its product is annotated as glutamate receptor ionotropic, delta-2-like. The transcript is spliced from 5 exons. NCBI's taxonomy places the organism in Eukaryota, Metazoa, Tardigrada, Eutardigrada, Parachela, Macrobiotidae. The record is from RefSeq and is a predicted model, not a curated record. The coding region runs from base 511 to 1893 and encodes 460 amino acids.